Molecule: messenger RNA, 2211 nt
Organism: Phascolarctos cinereus (koala)
Lineage: Eukaryota; Metazoa; Chordata; Mammalia; Diprotodontia; Phascolarctidae
Gene: DIPK1C
Product: divergent protein kinase domain 1C
Source: RefSeq, a predicted model, not a curated record
GCUGCCGCCUCCUCUGCUGCUGCCGCAGCCGGGUCUCCAAGUGCACGGUGGGUACCCCCAGUCACUUCCUACAGACCAAGCCAAUCAGGCAGCUCAGGAGCUAGCAUUUUGGCAGUUGCAUCCCAUUCUCGCUCCCCCCCCCUCCGCUGAGCCCGGGGGCUGGAGCGCGGAAGCCGCUGCGCGAGGUCUAGUAUCCCCGGCUCCUAAUGGCUCUCCCGGAAUCUCUGGCCCCAGGGGCAUGGUGCCUGCAGACCCACUAAAGUGGGAAGGAGUGAAAGAGAAGAGGGCAGGCCCCGAGGGUGCAUAAUGAAGGUCCCUAUGGGCAUCCGGAGGCUGAGGUGGAAGCUCGGUAGGCGCUGCACCCUCCUCUUCGUUCUCUUCUGGACCGUUUGCUGGUUGCUAGUGGCCACACUUUUUCUCCAAGUCCACAGGAGCGUCUUUUCUGAGCGCUGCACAGACGAAAAGAGCCGGAGGAUCCUGGCUGGGCUGUGUCAUGACUACCAAGUGGGCAUGCUGAUGGGAGACCUUUGUGAAGAUCUGUGUAUGGCUGGCAAGCUGAUGUACCAGCGUUGCCUCUACUAUGAGAGGGGCAAGAAGGUUCUUCAGGCCACUUGGCAUGGCCAGCCUAUUGUCCUAAAAUCCAAGAAAGAGGCUUUCUCCAGCUUCCAACCCCUUGACUUGUUGAAUGACGAGGUGGAGGGUAGCAAGGACUUCCCUGAGGAAGAGCUCCUCCUAAUGGUAGCCAUAGAGGUCAAGAAUGUCCUGGGUUUGGAGAUCUCCAACAGCACCAUGGGUCCCCUGUGGUCAGGGAGAAGGGGGCCUCGCUGGAAGGUCCAGGUGGCCAGCAUGUGGUCAUUGCUUCAGCAGGAGGAGUAUAUCUACUUCAGCCUUCUACAAGACUUCAGCCGCCAUGUCCUGCAGGUGCUGGGCUCCUGUGGCCACUUCUAUGCAGUAGAAUACCUUGCUGCAGGACAUCCCCAACACAGAACACUUUUUCCCCUGGAGGAGGCUGCUGGCAUCCCCCUUGUGAGUGACCAGGGCCAGGCAAAGGCCAUUAAUAACAUUGCCCUUAGUUUCCUGGACAUGGUAAACCAUUUUGAUAAUGACUUCUCCCAUCGCCUUCACCUCUGUGAUAUCAAGCCAGAAAACUUUGCCAUAAGGAGUGACUUUACAGUGGUGGCUAUUGAUGUGGACAUGGCCUUUUUUGAACCUAAGAUGAGGGAUAUCCUUGAACAAAACUGCACAGGAGAUGAAGACUGCAACUUUUUUGACUGUUUUUCAAAGUGUGAUCUCAGAGUCAAUAAAUGUGGGGCCCAGCGAGUCAAUAACAACCUGCAGGUGAUCUGUGACAAAAUAUUCCGACACUGGUUUCCUUCCAAUUUCAGAAGCUCUGCUGUCACUUUACAGCUCCAGGAGCAGUUACAAAAGGCUGUGCAUGAAUGUGCAGAUCCUGGAAUCCCAGAAACGCCCCACCACCAGAGAGUGUCUCCAGACUCUUUCUCUGAACUAUACCGAUUGCUUCAAGCUACUCAAAGGGAACUUCAGAAAUCAGAGGAUUAGCUUUUUCCAAUGACUCUGUGCUGUUUCCACUGCAUUUCUUUGUUGCAAGUUGUCCAGCAGUAUGUUUUGAUUUUUGUUUUUGUUUUUUACUAUGCAAAUGAAACAUCCAUGAAGAUGCUAUGGAUAUUACCAUGGCUCUUUGAAGUGUGAAAUUGCCUUAUGUUAUUUCAGUCCCAGCUUUAGCCUUUUUGAUUUGUACUUCCCUCCAUUCUGUCUCUUGCCUGGUUUGAUUUACCUAAGCUGUUUGAAGAACAGGGUGAUACAUAUAAACACUGGCUCUGGGGUCAGAAAGGAAGUGUGGAAGAGUGGACACAAAGAUAAUUGAGGGGGGCACUCAGUUGGUAAACAGCCAAAAUCUGUCUCUGAAGAGAAUGGUAGAUACCCUUUGGUUUUCUCUGAUACCCCACAAGGAGGAACUUUAACUCUGUGUGGUCAUUUAUAGUAAAAAGCAAUAGCACAAAAAAAAGGUGUUGGGUAUAUUUGCAGAGUUUGCCAACCUUAUUUAGUGCUCAUUGCUAAGUGAUCAACUGAGCCAGCAAAGGGAAUAAAUUUGUGCUGGAGUGAAAAGUUUUACCUAAACUUGGGAAAAAAAUGUGGUACCUUCAAACAAUUGAGAUUGUGUUGGAGAAGAAAUAAUCUAUCAUAUCAUUC